Phaedon cochleariae (mustard beetle) is the source of this 868-nucleotide messenger RNA. The record is from the annotation of a GenBank genome assembly. Lineage: Eukaryota; Metazoa; Arthropoda; Insecta; Coleoptera; Chrysomelidae.
GGUAACGGCCCCUCGUACAUUGUCUGACCUAUUAAAAUUUUGAAUUUCCCGCUAAUGGUGUCGAAAUUUCGAACUAUUUCAUUUGCAUUCUGCUAACGUCAUUAGAUUUUGAACAUAUUUUUGACAGUUGAAUGUUGAUGAGUUGACUUGCAUUUAAUUUAUUAUACACACGUUCAAAUAUGGCCAAUUAUAGUGAAGACCAGAUGGCUGAGUUCCAGGAAGCCUUCCAACUGUUUGACAACAGAGGAGAUGGAAAAAUUCAUGUUGCACAAAUUGGUGAUGCUUUGAGAGCUCUAGGACAGAAUCCUACAGAAUCUGAUGUGAAAAAGUACACCCAUCAGCACAAACCUGAUGAGAGGGUGUCUUUUGAAGUGUUCUUACCAAUCUACCAGCAAAUUUCUAAAACUAGGAGUGCAGAUACAGCUGAAGACUUCAUAGAAGGUUUACGCCAUUUUGAUAAAGAUGGAAAUGGUUACAUUAGUUCUGCUGAACUGCGUCACCUUCUCACUACUUUAGGAGAAAAACUUACAGAUGAUGAGGUUGAACAACUUCUCCAAGGCCAAGAAGAUUCACAGGGUAAUGUAAAUUAUGAGGAAUUUGUAAAAUUGAUUAUGUCAGGUUAACAGGGUUUCAGAGCAUUUAUAUAUUUAUUGAUAAUUUAGAUAUAUUUCUACAAAGUUAUUACUUUUUGUAUGUUAUCUAUUAACAACUCCAUUCCACUUUUAUACCCUGUUUAAUAAUCUUUUUUUCUUUUUCAUUCGGAAAUGUAUCACUAAAUAAUUAGGGAAGAUUAGGAACAUUAUAAUAUUUAUAUCUAGGGCAAGCAGUGUUGUUUUUUGAUAGGAACAAAAAUAAAAGAACUUGCAUC